GGAAGUUGAAUCGCCAAGCUAAGUCACACGCUACCUGGGUCUCAUUUCAAUUCACCUUCCACUCUCACUCAAAAACCAAAUUCCACGUGAUCCUGUCAACUAGCAAAUCACUUCUCCAUCUCUAUCUCUCUCCUUUGCUACACACAAACCUUAUCUCUCUCUCUCUACUCUCUACCCUAAAAUCUCCCACACUCUUAGGAAUUCAAUUCCACGCAACUUCAACAUCCUUACUAUCUGAUCAUCUUCGUUUCCACGGAUCCAGCCGAAUCUUCAGUUCACUAUCUGUUUUUUUCUUCUCUGUAGUGCUGCCAUUUCUGUUUGAGAUGGUGGAGAAAUUGAGGUGAGUGGUGGUGAUUAUAUGUUUGUAUGUAUAGAUGAAGCAGCGGAAGGUGACGCAGCACCAGAAAUCUCACUUCAAAUGGAAGAGAAAGGUGUUUGCGGUGUUGUUGUUAGGGUUUUGUUUUGGGAGCUUGCUUUUGAUGCAAACUCAGUACACUCGAAUUCUGGCACUCUCUUCUCUGCAGUCUCGUUUCGUUCAGAAGCCGAAAAUUGCUUUUCUCUUUAUAGCUCGAAAUCGGCUUCCUCUCGAAAUUGUUUGGGAUGCGUUUCUUAAGGGCGCAGAAUCUAGAUUUUCAAUUUUUGUUCAUUCAAGGCCUGGGUUUCUGCUCAACAAGGCAACAACAAGAUCUGACUACUUUUUGAAUCGCCAAGUUAACAAUAGUAUACAGGUAGACUGGGGAGAAGCAAGCAUGAUUGAGGCUGAGCGCAUAUUGCUUAGACAUGCGCUGGAGGAUCCUCAGAAUGAACGCUUUGUUUUCCUCUCAGACAGUUGCAUACCUCUUUACAACUUCAGCUACAUGUAUGACUACAUCAUGUCAACAUCAACUAGUUUUGUAGACAGCUUUGCUGAUACAAAAGAGGGCCGCUACAACCCAAAAAUGGCUUCAUCCAUUCCUGUUCGUAACUGGAGGAAAGGAUCUCAGUGGGUUGUUCUCACCAGAAAGCAUGCAGAGAUUGUCGUGAAUGACACUACAGUCUUUCCUAUGUUUCAACAGCAUUGCAAGAGGAGAUCGCUACCUGAGUUUUGGCGGGACCAACCCUUUCCAGCUGAUGCAGCCAAGGAGCACAAUUGUAUUCCUGAUGAACAUUAUGUACAGACAUUACUGGCUCAAGAAGGCUUGGAAGGAGAAAUCACACGAAGGUCAUUGACGCAUAGUUCAUGGGAUCUUUCAUCCUCAAAAGACCCCGAGCGCCGUGGAUGGCAUCCUGUUACUUAUAAAUUCUCUGAUGCUACUCCCAAGCUUAUAAAAUAUAUUAAGGGCAUUGACAAUAUUUAUUACGAGACUGAAUAUCGGAGAGAGUGGUGCACCAGCAAAGGGAAACCAUCCACAUGCUUCCUUUUUGCAAGAAAAUUCACCCGUCUUGCUGCCCUUCGCCUUCUUAAUAUGUCUCUGCUGGGAGCUUCCCGUAAGGCACAAACAAGGCAUGAUUCUUAACAAUGCUGAAGUGGAUUUCUUCUGUAGGUACGAUGUUAGAUAUGAAUAGUUGGCCUUAGCCUAUAUGGAUAAAGGUAAUGCGAUAUGGGGUGAAGGUUAAUGAAGAGAGCUGUAAAUUAGAGUGGAAAUGAAAAAGAAAUAUCGGAAAAGAAAAAUAAAUUUUAAAUAUAGUGUAUUCUUUUUCUUUUUUCUUUUUUUUCUCAUUUGUUCAGUCACAGAAUAAGAAAAAGGGAAAUAUCAUUGUGUUUGAUAUGGCAUAUGCUGUAUUCUAAAUUGCUAUAUUUUCACUUUGGUGCAAAAACAAGGGGGUUGUGAUGA
This is a messenger RNA of Hevea brasiliensis (rubber tree), 1814 nucleotides long. Its product is annotated as glycosyltransferase BC10. The record is from RefSeq and is a predicted model, not a curated record. Lineage: Eukaryota; Viridiplantae; Streptophyta; Magnoliopsida; Malpighiales; Euphorbiaceae. Gene Ontology annotation, cellular component: membrane. The transcript is spliced from 11 exons. Bases 375 to 1496 code for a protein of 373 amino acids. Gene Ontology annotation, molecular function: glycosyltransferase activity.